CCUAAAAACACACACAAAUGUAAAAUCUCAUCAAAGUUCAUUUUCUCUAUCCCUAAAAUCCUCCUUGAUAUUUUUCUUUAUAUUCCAUUGAUCAUAUACAUAUAUACAUAUAUAUUAAAGAGUGGAUUCCCUGAUGUUACAUUUUUAAUGGGAUGAAAUUGAUUGUUUCUAGCAACAACAUGAACGCGAAAUACGUUCAAAUUAUGUUGCUAGAUCAUAUCAAUACGAAAAAAAUGAAACUUUCAUUUUUUUAAUUGAUUGUAUAUUAUUACAUUCAUAUAUAUAUAUAUUGUGUAUAUAUGUAUAUAUAUCUUUCUAAAUUAUAGAAAGAUUUUUUUUUUUAUAAAAAAAAAAACAUGGGAAGAAGUAAAUUGCCAUUGUUGAAGAUUGAGAGUUUGACCAAUAGACAAGUCACUUUUAGCAAGAGAAGAAAUGGAAUUCUCAAAAAAGUUUAUGAAUUAUCUGUUUUAUGUGAUGUAGAUGUUGGUAUUAUAAUGUUCUCUCCUUCUGGUCGUCUCACACAUUAUUCGCGUAAAAAAAGAAUUGAAGAUAUUCUUUCUGAGCUCAUUAGUCUCCCAGAUAGUGAAAGAGGAUUCUACAUCAACAAUAAAGAGUCUGUACUUUGGAACUUAAGGAAGAUUGAAAUUGAAGAUAAAUUUUGCGAUAUUGAAAGGAUUAAUCCUGCAUACGUCAACGCAAAUGACACAACAAAGAAAAUUCAAGAUGAAAUCAAUGGCUUGCAUUGUAAACUCGAUGAGGCUGAGGGAUUAUUAAGAAUAUUUGAACCAGAUACACAAAGAAUUACAUCACUCCAUGAGCUUGAUUUAUGUGAAAAACGUCUUCAAGUUGCAUUAAAUCAAGUUAGACAAAGAAUGGAACAACUCUCUAGCAAUGAUACAUCAAGUUAUGAAGAUAAUAUGGCGCAAAUAAAUGAACUUCUUCAACACAUAGACAACACACAAGUUCAUGAGAAACCUCCUUAUGACUUAUGGUUAGAGCUUGAAGAUUAUAAUCAUGAGAACAACAAUAUUAAUAGUCCUCUCUAUACUGCCUCAGAAACAUCUUCAAUUUCUCAAAGUUCUAUGAACCUUCCAUCCUCAACUACUUAUGAUACAAUGUCCCAAACAAGUCUAAGUGGUGAGACUUAUCAAAAUAAUAACAACUUUAAGCAAUUACAACAUUCAACAAGGACCUUACCAAAUCUCACUUUACAAACUUCAUUCAAAUUUGCCAAGCCUGAAAUGUCCCAAACAAGUAUUGAAGGAAGUUUUAGUUGCCUAACUGAUGAAAAUUUGAAGAAAUCAAUAUGUUCAAAUAGGGUCUUCCCAGCUAUCACUCCAUUACAAACUUCAUUCUCUUUUGCCAAGGCUGAAAUGGAAACUCCAACCUCAGCAUUAAGACCAUUGGCACCAUAUCUACAGGCUGAAGCAACAACAUCUUCUUGUACUAAUCAAGAAGGGAACAAUGAAAUGUCUUGGUUUCAGCCCAAAAUGAAAAAAUCCAAGCAAUGUCAUUCAAUUGACUAAAUAUUUAAUAUAUGUAAAAUGUACAUACAUAUACACAUACAUAUGGAGUUACGAUAACAAUACACGUAUUCAGUGUAAUCCCGUAAAGUGGACCUAAGAGGGUAGAGUGUACAAAGACAUUAUCCCUACCUUUGAGGUAGAGUGGUUGUUUCUGAUAGACCCUCGACUCAAGAAUAUACAUGCAUAUGGAGUUGUGCCAACAACCAAAAAAAUACAUAUAUAUGGAGUUGGAAAUUUCAAAAUAUAUGAAUGUUCAAUACUAAAUUCAUGUUUUGUUGUUACAAGAGAUUGGUAAAUGCAAUUGUUGUAAUAGUGUCUUAACAUUAAUGUAACUAGCUAGUAUAAGUUGCAUCGAA
Molecule: messenger RNA, 1882 nt
Organism: Solanum pennellii
Lineage: Eukaryota; Viridiplantae; Streptophyta; Magnoliopsida; Solanales; Solanaceae
Product: agamous-like MADS-box protein AGL104
Exons: 12
Coding region: 357-1526 (389 amino acids)
Biological process (GO): regulation of transcription by RNA polymerase II
Molecular function (GO): protein dimerization activity; DNA-binding transcription factor activity, RNA polymerase II-specific; RNA polymerase II cis-regulatory region sequence-specific DNA binding
Source: RefSeq, a predicted model, not a curated record